Molecule: messenger RNA, 2832 nt
Organism: Ostreobium quekettii
Lineage: Eukaryota; Viridiplantae; Chlorophyta; Ulvophyceae; Bryopsidales; Ostreobiaceae
Source: the annotation of a GenBank genome assembly
AUGGGGGGGCCCCAAUGCGUCCUAAGGGUCCCGCACCGCCUGGGCCCGUGCGAGCUCCACCACGUCCGUAACCGGCGACAGCGCGGGCCGAAGGGCUUCUAUCGCCGGGCGCUGGCUGAGCGGACGGGCAGGACGGCGUACGCAAACGCCCUGGAGCAGGCGCUCGAGAGGUACGUGGGGCCGCCGGUCCAAGACGCCCAGUAUGGCGCGGGCGCUGACAGGGCCCUGCUGCUGUACCUCGACGGCGCGUACCGUAUUGAGAGCCACCCGACUGCGGCCCAAGCGCAGGGCUCGGAGGCACCGUAUACUGUGGCCGCUGUCCCGGCCCGCAGGAGCGAUGAACUGGGAAUUGUGUAUCAGUCAGUUCUGCAGGAGCUUGAGAGCAGGAAUAUAACUCUGCCCACUCCUCUCGACAGCCGAUCCCCAACCCCGGACUUCUUGCAGCAUCUGAGCAGUAGAGAAAUGCCCAAUUCGUCAGACAGCUCGACUUCAUCGCUGGGGGGCGGUUUUGAGCGUGGACUCGACUUCUGUCAACUGCUGACUGACCGGUCACCACCUCCUGCCCCGAGGACCCCUACAAUGCAGCAGUCGAAAGCGUUCACUGCAAGAACUGGCAACGGUGUGGCCAUGACGGUACAACGGAUAAAGGCCGAUGUCCAAAACCUGGGCUUGGCGAUGGCGAAGGUCACUGACACUGCCCAGGCCAUGAAGAAGGGAAAGGGAGGCAUCAAGAAGGAUGUUCUGGACCAAUUAAACAUGGCUUGGGUGGCGGCCGAGAAGUGCAACGUGUGGCUGGAAGACAUACAGGAGCUGCUUGCUCAAGAAAUUGAUCAAGAUGAGUUGGCAAUGCUCCUUGAUGUCAAUGAUGUGCUGAAUGCUGGCCUAGAGCGGUGGCAGGCCCUUGUCUCUCUGGGUGUGGGGGACAUGGGGUCGGCCGAUGAGGAGGAAGGGACACAGCUGCUGCAUGACAUUGGCCACAUGCCCUGGCACAGGGCAUCACCAUCGGGUUACUCAGACUACAGCGACUUUCAGAUGCGCCAGCUGAAGGAUCAGAAUGAGUCGCUCCUUCGAGGUGCAUCAGAGGCUGAGGCAGCCCAGCAGGCGGCAGUUGCUGAGGCACGGGCAGAAGCACAGAAGGAACUGCACUGUGUGAAGGGCAAGGCUGUGCGGCGCAUCAAGGAGCUCAUGACCCAGGUGGAAGAGCUGAACUGUGAUAACAAGGAGUUGCAGAGGGAGAAAGAGAUGCUGGCUUUGCAGUUGGAGUCCACAAAAGCUGAUCUGGAAAGGGACUUGAAGAAGAACGAUGAAACUCAACGGUUGCAAGAUGAGCUUAAUCAAGCACAGGCCAGCCUGGAAGCGAAUAUUUCGCAGUCAGCAAAGACUGAAGAGGAGCUGCAUGCAGAACGAAAACGACUGAGGAAUUUAGUGUCCGAGCUGGAGGCUCAGCUGGAGGAACGAGCAAGUGAACUGGAGUUGACCAAGGCAGAAGCCAAUGCGAAUGCUGCAAAGGCAAAUGCACAGAUUGAAAAGUUGACGAACAUGGUUGAGAAGCUGAAGGCCAACGAAGAACAGGUUGAGGAAUUUAAGCAGCGCGCGGAAGAGGCGGAGAAGACGAUGGUGACCCUGAAGCUGGAGCUUGGGCGUGAAAGCAUCUUGAGAAAGAAGGCACACAACCAAAUUCGGGAAAUGAAAGGCAAUGUCUGUGUGCUUGCACGUGUGAGACCCCCUGUGGUGGCUGGAAUGGAGUGCACACGAGAAGUUGCUCUUAAGAAAAGCGAUGCCUACACGCUGGAGCUCAAGGUUGAGAAAAAGGCUCGGAGGUCACUCAGCUUUGCACAAACGGAAUCUGUGACAAGCAAGUUUGAGUUUGACGGUGUCUUUGGACCAGAAGCGACCCAGGCUGAAGUUUACCACGAGACAUCGCAGCUCAUACAAUCUGCUUUCGAUGGCUACAACGUAUGCAUUUUCUGCUAUGGGCAGACGGGAUCCGGGAAAACCUACACAAUAUCUGGAGAGGAAGGACAGCCUGGAAUCAUUCCAAGGGCUAUUGAGGAAAUUUUUGUUCCACACGGCAACUCUCAAACAACAAUGGUCCGUGCAUCCAUGAUCGAGCUGUAUCAGGACUCUUUAUAUGACCUGUUCACUGGCUGUGAGACUCAAAAGCUGAGGAUCAAACUGGAUGCCAAGACAGGUCUGGUGAAUGUCGAGGGUGCAGCAACAAGGGAAGCCAAAGAUGCGAACGAACUGCUGGUGAUGUUCGAAGAAGGGCAGCGGAAGAGGAGGACAGCAGCCACCAAGCUGAACAUCCAAUCUUCCAGGUCGCACUUGAUCUUCCGCAUUGUGUUGGAGCGAACAAACGAAGUUGCUGGUAGUGUAGCGCGGGCAAACGUCAGUUUUGUGGAUUUGGCGGGAUCAGAGCGGGUGAUGAGAUCGGGUGCAGUGGACGACAGGCAUCGGAUGAAUGAGGCGAAGGCAAUUAACAAGAGCUUGUCGGCCCUUGGGGAUGUUGUAUCUGCGCUCACCACUGGGGAAUCCUUCAUUCCUUACCGUAACCACAAGUUGACAGAACUCAUGCGAGAUUCCCUUGGAGGGAAUGCAAAGACUCUGAUGAUCGUCAACGUGUCCCCACUGUGCGAGGAUGCUGGAGAAGCACGAAACAGCUUAGACUAUGCAACGCGAGUCAAGCAGGUGACGAACGAGGCUUCCAGGUCAUUCGAGACCCGCGAAAUUGCCCGCCUGAAGGCCAUUGUGGAGAGGCAGGCUGCAGAGAUCAAGGCCUUCAAGGCUCAGAAGAAGGAAAAGGAAAAAGAGAAGGAGAAGGAGAAGGCGUGA